AUGACCUCAGCACCAGACAUAGACCCAUAUGCAGUCCUUGGUGUCGCCAAGGAUGCCACCAUCUCUGAAAUCAGGGCUGCCCACCGAAAGCGGGUUCUCAAAUGCCAUCCGGACAAGGUCCAAGAUGAGUCGCAGCGGAUUGCUGCUCAAGAUGAAUUCCAGAAAGUCCAACAAGCUUAUGAACUGCUCUCGGACGAUGUUCGACGGACUAAACAUGACCAAAAAGUCAAGAUAGCCGAGCUACUGGAACGCAGACGAACAGACUCUAUCGCCAACUCUCCGCGAGGAAGUGGAUCCGCCACUCGCGAAUUCCGCAAUGGCCACUUCAUGGAGGAGAGGGUCCCGAUUGAAGUCUACUUUGAGGAGAAAUGCCGAUUUACAGAAGAACCACCCUCCAUGUCGUCUCGCAAAUGCGAUGAGUAUGAGUACGGCGUGCGCUCAAAGACUAAGCCGACAGAGGAGAAGAAGAAGGUUCGAACACCGAUGAGCCCGCACCACCAAGCGAAAGAACAGCGGGAGGCGGUCAAGGCGACGCAUUCCGACCGUAAGAAGGUGCGCGAACAGGAGCGACGACGACAAGCCGAGGUAAAGCGUGAUGAUACCUUCGGAUCUUUUGUAGGAUCCGACGAGGAUGCAUCUGAUUCCAGUGUUCCCCACUAUUCUUAUACGAGACGAACUUCGACAACGCCCCACCGAGAGCGUGAUUCACGAUCCCGACCAUCGGACUCCUCUCGCCGCCGUGAUCGUCGCUACGACGAGGAUGACGAUGUGUCCGAUCACUGGAGAUCCAAGAUUGAUAGUCAGUACGUCAAUGCAGAGGAUUACAUUGCAUCCAAAGCCAAAGGCCGAAGUUCCAAGUCCCCACGAGAGUAUCAUGGUCAUGACUCGGCGGAACUAGAAUCGUCUGCUUCGCGAUCCGCGGAACGGUCCACUCGCACCCGCCGUCGUUCUUCGUCGCGCGACGAUUCCUACGAGCACCUGGAUUCGUCCCGAAGCUACGAUGUCAAGCCACCCAAGAUGCAACCCUCCACGACCACCCCUGGUAUCAAGGCGUCUCUUCGUCCUUUGUUCCUCAACACCCGCUCUGCAACCGUUCCAGGCCUUGUCCGCCCAAAGUUAAAGCGGGAGAGUCGCGAGCCAACACUCCACGAAAUGGCCCACGAGCCACUACCAUCGCGAAGUUCCAGAAUGCGCGAUCGCACCGACUCGGGCUACUCCAGUCCCAGUACUCCUGAAAUGCUCCAGAGAGGCUCUUCUCCAAAGACCUCAACCCGCUACAAGGUGUACAAAGAACCAGACCACAUCGUUGUAGAACCAAAGCUACCAAAGUAUCGCUCGGCAAGAUCUCCUGAUCGAGAUCGCAUAUCGCCUAUACGGCCGACACCCAAGCGAAGCAAUACCUACCAAUACACCGCUGAAGUCUCGCCUCGCGUUGAGACUCGCUCUGCGCGCCCUUCUGUGCGCUCUCAUCCGGACGUCGAAUACAUUGCCCGUCCGAAAGAGAAGGACAUCCAGUACGGCAGAACAUACAAGGAAGAAGAUGUCAGUUACUCGCCGAGACGUGCCCAUUAUCAUUACAUGCAGGAAGAGGAUUAUCCUCCUGCUGUGGGGAGACGCCAGUCUCAGACUGCCUACUAA
Molecule: messenger RNA, 1638 nt
Organism: Penicillium vulpinum
Lineage: Eukaryota; Fungi; Ascomycota; Eurotiomycetes; Eurotiales; Aspergillaceae
Product: J domain-containing protein
Exons: 1
Coding region: 1-1638 (545 amino acids)
Source: RefSeq, a predicted model, not a curated record